This is a messenger RNA of Lachancea thermotolerans CBS 6340, 2031 nucleotides long. It is a transcript of the gene ATP22, whose product is annotated as Atp22p. The record is from RefSeq and is a predicted model, not a curated record. NCBI's taxonomy places the organism in Eukaryota, Fungi, Ascomycota, Saccharomycetes, Saccharomycetales, Saccharomycetaceae. Bases 1 to 2031 code for a protein of 676 amino acids. The transcript has a single exon.
AUGAUAUUGAGGUCUGCUCGGUCGCGACCACAAUUCCGACCGGCAUGUGUCUUUUUCUGUCCAAAGCAGCGAGGAUUGCAUGGCGAUCUGAAGCAGAGAAGCACUUUAGAAAUUAUAAAUCACGUCCAAAGCAGAAUAGCAAAUGAGGAAUAUUCCUCAAUCAAAACCUUCAAGAAUAAGCUACAGCGUCACUAUGACUCAAAGUAUGCAGGAUUACUAGCGGACAUGCGCUGCUUAGGAGUUAUGGAUGAAAAGUUAGUGAAAAUGAUUUUCAUGAGGAGAUCGGGUCCUACUCAGCACACAGCAUUCGUAUCGAGCUUGGAGUCUAUUAAAAAGGGCAGCAAUUCAGUAUCUGAGAAGAGAAAGCGCAUUUAUGGCAUUAUCAAGCUUCAAAAAGCACUUUAUCCCGAGAUCGCGCGAACUAAUGGUAUCUUGGUGCCUGAAACAUUGCACCAGUGGUUCUGGCAAAACUUGCGCAAGGAUGAAACAUUUCAGCACUAUUAUUUUCUAAUUCAAAAUGAUGUUUUGCUUUCUUCAAAAUCGAGCAACCUCUUCUUACGCAGACUCUUGAAAGGCUCCGAGAUGGAGGUCCAAUUAGGCACUUUUCAAGUUUUCUUGCACAACCCUGAACAUCACGAAAUAUUCCAAAGCAAGUUUGAGAAGCUUUACAACUUUUCUCAGAUUAAUCAAAUAGUCACUGCAGUCUUGGCUCGAAAAGAUUUGAGAUACAUUAAACUUUAUUUUGCGGCCCUAUUAAACAGGCUUGAAGGUAAAGAACUACAGAAUUCCGAUCUAUCGGAAAAGCAGCGCAUUGCUCUUUUCAUAAAGUUUACAAAUACUCUUUUGAACUAUCUGAAACUGACUUGCAAUUACGACAUGUUUCUUCACAGCUUCAAAAUGGUCACCGACCUCGUCCUUGCUCAAAAGUUGGACACACGACUCCUCCACAAACCUUUCCUCCUUGCAAUUCAAUAUCUUAGGAGUCUCAGCCAGCAUUCGCAUGUACUCAAGCUCAUCUCUUUUGCGCAGGAGCUCUCGCUGGAACGAAGCUUUAAGUUUAAGCAAAGUGUUAUAGGAGAACUUGUUUCGACAAUGAGAGCUUUCAAUGAUCCGAAGAUAAUUGUUGACUAUAUUACCACCGUAUACACGAGUCCUAAAACUCUGCGGCUCUUGAACGAACUUGGAAUCUGGAGUCUUCUCAGGCACAACUCCGUUAAUGUUUUAAACGCGACACAGCUCGAAAGAGAUUUUGAAUCUAAUAAGAUUCAGAAGUCUCACCUUUCCAAUUUUCUUGCUCACCGAGUUUUACCAAAUACAGUUGUCCUGACUGAGUUAUACAGAGUGAUACUCCAGUACUUCAGCAAUGGAACACCUAGUACAGAGUUGAAGCAGCUAAUCAUCGACCUGUACCAUAGGUAUAAGGCUUGUAUGAUAAACCACGAGGACUACUUCGUGCAGCCUGAUUGUGGAAUCAUUAACGUGUUGAUAUAUCACUUGCGGUUUCAGCUAAAAGACCACCGACUUGCGUUUGUGUUAGCCCAGGACUUUUUUCAAACACAGCCGUUUGUUAAGUGUGACGCAUCAACCCCCUUUGGACUUGUUUUGUACCAUAAUCACGCGCUUACGAGAACAGAGAUAUCCUCUUUGCUUGUAUUGAUGGAUAAACAUAAGGUGAAGCUGGACUUCAAAGUUAUAUCAGCGAUGGUUUUUCAAAAUCUGAGAUCAGGUCAGAUCGAAGAGGCACAUACAUGGUUUCAAAAACUUAUUUCUGCAGGAUUUCCUCUCACCCACAGAUCUCUUAUAAAGUGUGCGAUUGAAAACGACUGGGAAUUGCCGCGAGGGAUAGACACUUCAUUCAUGACAAAAGCGCCCACAAGUGUCAGUAACUCUAGAUUUGAAUUUGAAAUUGACGACGCUGUCAGUGGCGGAAUUAUGGAAGAAGAAGAGCAUGAGUCGACUGUGAAGUUUGCAAAUGCGCUUCUUGGGAUAACGGAAACAUUGGCGGAAUCUAAAGGGACUGCAGGUGAUUGA